AUGCAGCGCCCGCAGGACUUCGGACGACAGCCGGGCUGUCAAGUCCGGGGGCUCACAGGGGCCCGGACACCACAUAUGCUCUCCCCCUCCGUAACCGAACUCUCUCGCGGCGCGGCCGCCAGACAUUUGGAGCGAGUUCGGGGGUCACCUUCAGAAAGUCGCAGAAAUUGGAAGGGGGGCGAGAGGAGGACACACCCCCUUACUCGGAACGACUUCGAAGACUUUGAAUCUCCCCUCCCCCACUUUUCCGCUCCGGCUCUUCUUUUGUUGUCAAUCCUUUUGAUAAAUGGCGGGGCAGGGAGCGCUGGGAGCCAGGAGCCAGUCUGUACCCGCGCGAGGGGCGGAGGCCGGGCCUGGACACCAGCUUCCACCCGCGUUCCCCAGGCGCAGAGACCCGUGCGCUCGGGGGUAGGGUUUCGGACCUGCCCUCGGCAUGCUCGCCCUCUCCUCUUUAACCACCCCCUCUCCCCCAUUUUUAUCUCUGUCUCCUCCGCACAGGUACCGAGAACUUUCCGGGGAGCGGAGAGAGAAAAGAUCACGCGGAGGCUGCUGGAUCCAGGCCUGACCCUCCGGACUGGAAGCGGGGACCAGAUUCAGAGGGCUGAUAGGCCCAAAUGGCCACUGCCCGAGCUGGGUGAAACCAGGAUUGAGAGGUGGUUGAAGUAUUUGAAGGAGAAGGGAUCCCUGUGGGACCCCAGGCCCUGCUGCCCUAAAUGCCAGUUCAAAGCCCAAGGAAGCCUCUGUCAGCAUGCUUGUAUCCCGGAGAACCCCCGUCUCCACCAAGAAUCGACGGGAUUUCUCUGGCUGCGGCUUGCACUGCCUCUAUCCGAAUAAAUCCAGAUCGCAGGCAAUGGCAGGGAAGGAACGGCUCCCGGUUCUCACGCAGACGAGUUGGCCCAGAGAGGGACACAAGGUAGCUCCUAGUGCUCGUGAGGCAGCGGAUCUGGCCCCCGAAAGAGGCUGGACUAUCAACCUCCUUGGGCCCCGUGGCCCCGUGCUGCCCCUCAGUGCCUGGCAGUCCUCAAAUUUGCCGGGGUUUCGGGAACCCUCCGGGCCAAGCCCGCCCUCGGCGAAAACUGAAAGCAGAUCCCACGGCAAAUGAAGCCCGAACUUUCUUCAACUCAAGUUUGCAGCAGAGAUUAGGUGGAGGCUUUGGAAGGACCGAAGGAAAGAGAGGUGGGGCUGUAGGUAGAAGAGGGCGUGCGACACGGAGCAGGGCAGGAGGUGCAACGCUAGGGGAGGUGCCUCCUCUGCCUUCUUUCUCGCCAACUUCUUGGCCUGGUAGGUAAGGCUAGUCUCCAAGGUGCCACGAACGCCUAGGGUGUGUUUGUGGGGAUUGCACCAGGGAGGAGGUGGCUUUGUAAAAGUUGCAAAAGAGCUUUGCCGAGAAGUGUCCGUCUAGCAGGGCACAAGAAAGCCUGGGACCAGUUCGCCUUCCCCGUGGCAGACUGAUCAGAACUCCACCUCUGUGGAGCCCCCUGACCAGUGCACUCCCCUCAUCUCCAAACUGCGUGUAAAUAACCUCCCGCUGCCUGCACUGCAAACUUCCCCGCUCCGCGGCGCCGCAGUUGGCGGGCGAGGCCGGACUCAGAGCGGGCCCUCCAGGCUGCCGGCGGGCAGCUCAGCGCCAGCUCAAAAAAAACAACAAAAAAACGGGCUUGCCCGGGGGCGAAAAGGACUAGUGUCGUUCCCCUUCCCACGGGCUGCCCAGACCACCACCGCCUACCUCCCAACUCCCCCCAGCCACAGCUUCCUCCUGGGAGCCGCAGUCUCGAGGGCCUGGCUGGGGCGCAAAGUGCGUGCGCGGGCCGGCAAGGGGGGUGAGUGGCUGCCCGUCUCUCCGCGGGGCCUGUCGCCGGGCCGGCCUCGGCGGGUGAGUGAUGAGGGCAGAGAAGGGCGCCCAUAAAUCGCGGGUGUCAGGGCGAAAAACUCUCUUUAUUGUCUGCGUGAUGGAUGGGCCCAGGGACGAGACACCAAAUACUUCGUAUCGCCUUUAAAUGGGAACACAUUUUCCGCGGCCAUAAUUCAUGUUUUUUAAAUAGAAAGUUUGAAAUGUUGCCUAUAUUUCACCGGCCCUGACAUAUUUAUGAAUCGCUCCCUGCAUGCAAAUAUCAUUAUUUAAAGCGCCGGGGAGAGCUCGGGGGAGGGGAGGAGGAGCGGCCCCCGGGGUGUGGGGGUGGUGAACCAGAGAAAUGCGGCUGGAGGUGGGGGGGGGGGGGCGUCUCCCUAAAGUGAGGACAAUGAGGCAAGGCGGGGGACGCCUUGUCCGGAAGCCAAGCGCACCCGGGCUCCCGGCCCGCGCGGGCGCCGCACUGCCAGCUGCUCCGGGAAGUUUGCGCGGCUUGGGCCGGAGGACUGCUUUCGCCUCCCGCCGGGAGACCAGGGGGCACACUGCGUCCUUUUCCCAGGCCCUGAUCCAAGCCGAAGCCACCUUUUCCAAGAAGGAAGUAAAAAAAUAAAAUAAAACCAAUUUAACAAACGCAAAUAAUAACAA
Molecule: messenger RNA, 2494 nt
Organism: Phyllostomus hastatus (greater spear-nosed bat)
Lineage: Eukaryota; Metazoa; Chordata; Mammalia; Chiroptera; Phyllostomidae
Exons: 5
Coding region: 1-834 (277 amino acids)
Source: RefSeq, a predicted model, not a curated record